Messenger RNA from Rotaria sordida, 768 nucleotides. The record is from the annotation of a GenBank genome assembly. Lineage: Eukaryota; Metazoa; Rotifera; Eurotatoria; Philodinida; Philodinidae.
AUGCUCAUCGGAAAACUCUAUCGUCGAUUAAAAAGAAAAAGAUUAUCAAAAGAAGAACAAUUUCGAAUCGAAUUAACACAAGAAGAACGUGUACUUCUACGCGCAUCAGAUCCGAAUUCAGCUGAAAUGCUGUACGUUCGAAAUUUAUUUCGUUCGGCCGAUAAACGACCACGUAGUGAUGCACUUAUUGCUCGUCUUAUACCAAAAUUUAUUUAUGAAUGGCGAGAUGAUUUUCAUUUUUCAUCUCGUGUUCUUUGUGUCUAUUCAUCGAUUUGUCUUCUUCUCUUUUUUAUUGCCAUACAUGUAUGUAUUGAAACUAUACCAUAUUUACAUGCAUUUCAAGGAACACUUCAACAAUUUGUUCAGCACAUAUCGAGUUCAAACAAAGUACAUGGCAAUACUAAUGAAGUCAAAGAACAAACAUCGUUAUUUAUCGUGCCACAAUUGGUUCGACCAUUUAUAUUAGCAGUAGCAACAACUGCAAUAAUCAUCAUCAUACAUUUGUUAGCAUUACUUGCUAAUAUUCGUCGAAAUCUUUUUCAAUCAUUUCGUGGUGAUUGUUGUGAAAUACCACGACGGCAACGAUCAAAAUAUGUUUCCUAUGCAACGGAUUAUUCGCCAUUAGGACGUCAAUUGGAAUCAUUUGAUGCUGGUUUCAAAGCCUAUUGCGGUUUUAUUCAUACGGAAUGUGCUCAUCGACAUCCAGUCAUGUUAGUCUUUGCUUCGCAUCUUCUUUCUCAAGUGAAACUUAAACAAGCUGUGGGUUAA